Entamoeba dispar SAW760 is the source of this 1107-nucleotide messenger RNA. RefSeq lists its product as uncharacterized. The coding region runs from base 1 to 1107 and encodes 368 amino acids. The record is from RefSeq and is a predicted model, not a curated record. The transcript has a single exon. Lineage: Eukaryota; Evosea; Mastigamoebida; Endamoebidae.
AUGGAUCCAACAAAUUUUUUAAUACAAUACAAUGAAUUUAUUGAAGAUAUCAAAGAGAAUAUCGAGAUGAUAAAAGUACUUGAUGAUAGAAUCAAAGAUAGAAAACAAAUACUUUUAAUGAAUAAUGAUGAAAAAGUUGCUGAAAUAGAAAGGUUAAGAAAAAAAGUUGCAAGUUACGAAAAAGAACAAAGGAAAACAGAAAAAGAAAAUGAAAAAAUAGAAGAUAUGACUCCUGAAGAAAUUAAAGCAAAGUAUAUUAAACAAAAAGUUUUAUUAGGAAAGUGUAGAGUAGCUGUUGAAUACUUCAAAACAGGUCGUGAUCAAGCUUUACAAGAAGUUGAUAAAUUAAAGAAACAAAUAGAAGAAAAAACUGAUAGCUUCAAAAAUACAAUUGUUUGUGACGUUAAGAAAGAGAUAGAAGAUAUGAGGAGUUUCCAAGAAAUUCAAUCAAAUAAUCAUCUCAAAAAUCUUAAAAUACUUGAGGAUCAAUCUAAGUUAUAUCAUGCAUAUUGGCAACAAACAAAAACAGAUUUUUCUGAUUUUAAAAAGGAAAGUGAAGAUAAAAUCAAGAAAUUAAGUGAUAUUAAUGAAAACUUAAGUCGUGGUAUAAAGGAACGUGAUGAAAAAAUUAAAGAUUUAAAUAGUAUUAUUGAAAACUUAAACCACGUAGAUACUUAUCCUAAAUCUACCACUCCAUCAAUUAUUUCAGAAGAAUCAAAAGAAAUAGAACAACAAAAAACUGUAGAAAUAAAAGAGACUACUCAACCAUUAAUUUCACAACCUGCCACUAUACCUCUUGAAGGUUAUUCUAGUACUAAUAAAGAAGAUAACAAAGGUGUAAUAAUUAAAAAAGAUAAUUUAAUAGUUGAUCAACAAAAAUCAUUGAGCCAAACAUUCCCAAAAAGUAUAGAAGUAAAAGACACUAAAGAAGGACUACAAACAGAAAUUCAACAAGAAGAAGUAGCUAAAGAAAAUGUAAUGGAUCAAAUAUCAAAAUUAGAAGAAAUAAAACAAACAAAUAAAACCAACGAUAAAAGUAUUGAAACUAAAAAGGCAGUUUUAGCAAAGGGAUUAGCUUAUUUGAUUCAUGCACAAUCUGAUAAUUGA